AUGGCACCCUUGAUUCAGCGUGGCUCGAGAGUACUUGACUCCGAUCAACAACGACUCCAACUUCCGCUCCACCGGCGAAAUCUCCCGGAGGAGUUCGUCAAGGCAGGCGACUAUUUGGUGUACAAGUUUCCCACAUGGACAUGGGGUACCUGUCCCAAGAACUUGCAACGCAAGUUUUUGCCUCCAGAAAAACAGUUUUUGGUCACCCGCCACGUGCCGUCGUACCAGCGUGUCGCUUCCUACGUGCCUGAGCCCCAGGAGGACGAGGAGGACCACGAUAGUGACGCCGAAUGGGUGCCUCGGGUCAACUCGGCUCCGGUGAACGCUAUGAAACAGCAACAGCAGCAGCAGGACUGCCAGAACGACCUUGACGAGUUGAUAGACGAAAACGUAGAAGACAGCGUUGGCGACGACGAUGCAGACGGAUACACCCACAUUGAGUCCAACGAGCUGACCCUCAGGAAGUACGACUUGUACAUCUCCUACUCCACGCUGUACCGCGUGCCCAAGUUGUACCUUGUUGGCUUCAACGCCAACGGCAUCCCGCUUUUGCCCAAGCAGAUGUACGAGGACAUUCUGGGCGACUACAAGGACAAGACCGCCACGAUAGAGAACUUGCCCAUGUCGAGCAACACCACAUCAGUGUCGAUUCACCCGUGCAAGCACGCGUCGGUCAUGAAGGUGUUCAUGAACCACGCCCGCAACAAGGCGCAGAAAGAGCUGCUAGAAGAGGACUUUGAGAAGUUGGAGCUCCAGAAUGCGCCCGAGAACGAGGACGACGAGCUCCGUGUGGAUUGGUACUUGGUGAUCUUCUUGAAGUUCAUCGCCGGCGUCACACCAGGCAUCGAGUACGAUUUCACUAUGGACGCCCUCUAG
This is a messenger RNA of Candidozyma duobushaemuli, 876 nucleotides long. RefSeq lists its product as uncharacterized. Bases 1 to 876 code for a protein of 291 amino acids. NCBI's taxonomy places the organism in Eukaryota, Fungi, Ascomycota, Pichiomycetes, Serinales, Metschnikowiaceae. Gene Ontology annotation, molecular function: Atg8-family ligase activity. The transcript is spliced from 2 exons. The record is from RefSeq and is a predicted model, not a curated record. Gene Ontology annotation, cellular component: cytosol; cytoplasmic ubiquitin ligase complex. Gene Ontology annotation, biological process: nucleophagy; autophagy of mitochondrion; autophagosome assembly.